CCUGUGUUACAUAUAACUAUCAGUGUGAUUGUGUUUUACAGUUACUGUUUUUCGUAAGUUUUCAUUGUUUUGUUCUUAACGUAGAGCAUCGCUUACGUUAGCCAGCUAGCGAUGUCUAGCAUAUCAUGUUCUGUGAGAGGAUGCCACAACAACUGGAUAAAGAGGAGACAGCAGUUGAAGCAACAGUGCUUUGAACAUAAAGUGGAGAUGCAGGAAUGUUGUGGAGCAGCAUACAACCUGCACCCCCCUCCCAAAGAUGAGGAGCAUUUAAGGCUGUGGCUAAAGGCGCUGAACCUGAAGAGACCACCCAAGCGACCAUACGUUUGUUCGUUUCAUUUCGUGGACGGCAAGCCGACGGAUGAGCACCCUUAUCCUGAGAAAUGGCUCGGCUAUGAUGCUCCGGUGAAGAAGCCACGUCGGGUGUUGAAGAGGUUACCGCCGGAUUCAGGUACAUCAGGUGGUGCCAGCAACGCAGUAGAGAACUGUGAGGAUGAGGAUGACAUACCUACACACUGUGAUGGGGAAACACAGUGGGAAGAUUUGUCUGUCAAUGACCACAGCUAUUCUUCAAAAUUAUUACUGCAACCAAAGCCCAGUACAUCUGACAAAGGAACACAAUGCAUUGAGCAAGUUCCACUGUACAUAACUUUACUGAGGAAUGACAACCUUUCUCAGCUUUAUACAGGGUUAUCUUUGGAUGCAUUUAAGUCUGUUGCUGAGCACCUCACAAAAGUCUACAGCGGUAGCUUUCAUUUACAUCCGUGGGAUCAGCUUCUGAUGACCCUGAUGAAGCUGCGUCUGAAUUUAUUGCAGGGUGACCUUGCUGAACGGUUUAGCGUCUCCCAAACCAUUAUAAGCAAGAUUAUCAGUUGCUGGAUUGACCUCAUGGAGGACAACAUGAGGUGUUACAUCCCAUGGCUUCCCAGGGAAACAAUUCAAGCAACAAUGCCUCAGUCCUUCAAAGAACAUUAUCCAAAAACAACAUGUGUGAUUGACUGUUCAGAGACUCCC
Molecule: messenger RNA, 1011 nt
Organism: Melanotaenia boesemani (Boeseman's rainbowfish)
Lineage: Eukaryota; Metazoa; Chordata; Actinopteri; Atheriniformes; Melanotaeniidae
Exons: 2
Source: RefSeq, a predicted model, not a curated record